AUUACGCGGUCCAAGCGUCAGAUAGGUCCGACGGUCCUAGGAAGCCCCUCUUCUUAUUUCAUAUAUUUUUAUUAGCGAUAAAGGCGACUGAAGCGCUGAAAUUCACGAUCGGGGACAACAAUUGUGAAAAAAGAGAAACAUUUAAAAUGAUUGCCGGUUAGCAUUCGGUCCCCGUCAUUGCACCUUUGUUAUGAUUUGGCGUUGAUGUCGGCGCUGUUUACUGUGCAGCCUGUUAAGUUCCUCUGAAGGGUGGUCUAUAUCUGGAGCCUCCAGCCGUGCGCUGCCUAAAUAUUAGGCAGAACAUUCACACUGUAAUUCUUUUAUAGCGUGUGGUGGCGGCAAGCCAAUCAUUUAAUCUGGAGCAGGACACGGAGGAGAGUGUGGCCAUGACGGGAGAGACCGCUGCCACCCUUCCCAUGAGCAACCACACCCGAGAGAGGGUGACCGUGGCCAAGCUGACGCUGGAGAACUUCUACAGCACCCUGCUCACCCAGCAUGAGGAGCGCGAGAUGAGGCAGAAGAAGCUGGAGAAGGCCAUGGACGAGGAGGGCCUGCCAGAUGACGAGAAAGUCAUGCGGCGCUCACAGCAUGCCCGCAAGGAGACCGAGUUCUUGCGACUGAAGCGGACGCGACUUGGCUUGGAUGACUUUGAGUCCCUUAAAGUUAUUGGACGGGGGGCUUUUGGAGAGGUCCGUUUGGUGCAGAAGAAAGACACGGGGCACAUCUACGCCAUGAAGAUCCUGCGGAAGGCCGACAUGCUGGAGAAGGAACAGGUUGCCCAUAUCCGGGCAGAGAGGGAUAUUCUGGUGGAGGCGGACGGCGCCUGGGUGGUCAAGAUGUUCUACAGCUUUCAGGACAAGAGGAACCUUUACCUCAUCAUGGAGUUCCUGCCUGGAGGCGACAUGAUGACCCUGCUGAUGAAGAAGGACACUCUGUCCGAAGAGGCCACCCAGUUCUACAUCGCCGAGACGGUCCUGGCCAUCGACUCCAUCCACCAGCUGGGCUUCAUCCACAGAGACAUCAAACCAGACAACCUGCUACUGGACUCCAGGGGACACGUGAAGCUGUCAGAUUUUGGCCUUUGUACAGGACUGAAGAAGGCUCAUCGCACAGAAUUCUACCGGAACCUGACGCACAACCCGCCCAGCGAUUUCUCCUUUCAAAACAUGAACUCCAAGAGGAAAGCAGAAACCUGGAAGAAGAACCGGAGACAGCUGGCGUAUUCUACUGUGGGAACCCCGGACUACAUUGCUCCUGAAGUCUUCUUGCAGACGGGAUACAACAAACUGUGUGACUGGUGGUCUCUGGGGGUCAUCAUGUAUGAAAUGCUCAUAGGUUACCCGCCCUUCUGCUCUGAGACGCCACAGGAGACGUACAGGAAGGUGAUGAACUGGAAGGAGACCCUUGUCUUCCCACCCGAAGUCCCCAUCUCAGAGAGGGCCAAAGACAUGAUAUUAAAGUAUUGCACUGAUCCCGAGAACAGGGUUGGAGCUGUGAGCGUGGAGGAGAUCAAGAGUCAUCAGUUCUUUGAGUCGGUGGACUGGGAGCACAUAAGGGAGCGUCCCGCAGCCAUCUCCAUCGAAAUCAAGAGCAUUGACGACACCUCAAACUUUGACGACUUCCCCGAAUCGGACAUCCUUCAGCCAGGUUCGUCACUCGCUGCAGCCAAAGCAGGAAACACGAGCAUGUCCUCUCUGUCUGAAAGAUUGAGGCCCAUGAUUGCCAAUGCGACGGAGCCGGACUUUAAGUCGAAGGAUUGGGUGUUCCUCAACUACACGUACAAGCGCUUUGAGGGUCUGACUCAGCGAGGCACCAUCCCCUCAUACAUAAAGGCAGGGAAGGCCUGAGGCGUGGCGAGAAGAAGGAAAAAGGAAAGAGACGUUAACGGACACAGGGUCAGGCUGCCGAGCCCCACUGGCGCCGGAAGGCUGCGCCGUCGGGCCUCUCGGCGUAAAUUUAACCCUCAUCGCAAGUCAUUUAGUUCUGCUCAGCCGCCGCAAGAACGCCAGGCGCUCUGACAUGAAGGAGCGUUACCGCAUUACCUCGGUUGUUUAUAUCGCAUAUACACGCGCCGCCUUUAGCCACAGCUCUCAGGCCAGCUCACUAACUAGGACACUAAGUCAGCAUAUCUGCAUGUACAGUCUGGAGAGGAAUGAGGGGGAACUGAUUCGCAGCGACAGUUUCUCCUCCGGUGGCGAAAUGCCUUCUACUGAAGUCCCGCUCCAUACACUGUGGGAUGAGUUGGGAAGAUCAGGUACACUUCUCACUUGUUCUACCCACUUAGUGGACAUUGAAGGAAAGUUCCAGUAUGAUUCCAAGGGGUUUGGCACAGGCUUUGCAUUGUAGCAUCCAUUUUGAAAGCGUUAAGUGUGAACUAUCGUCCCUUUUUUAAUUUGGUGGUAGUUAGCAAAGUGAAAGUGGGUCCCAAUGGAAGCUCUGUUAGCAUCAACGGCUUCUGGGAUAAUUAGGAAUGUCGAGAGGGUUACAGCCUUUGUUUCAAAAUGGUCUAGGCUUGUUAGCGCUGCUAGUGGCGUAGCAAUUACUGUUAGAUGAAGUGUAAAACAUUUUUACAUUAUUUUUUUAUCACCAAAAAUUUCUCUCACGCUAACAACAGCCGUACUAAUUAGCUAUUGCAAUAAAACUAAGAUAAUGGACAUGGGGAAACGAGGUUAACAUCAACAUGUUAGCAAUGCCUGUAGUCGCUAAUGUUAGCUUUUAAUUCAAAUAUGACAAUCUGUAGACAAAAAAGAUGCAGGGAAUUAAGUGUAAAUAUUUGUAUUGUUAUAGAAGUAUCAUUUUUAACUGUAAUGGGUGGGCUGGAGAGGGAUUGCUGUUUUUAAGUGACCGUUAAAAUGAAACUCAAAAUUCCAAUCAUGCUGGAACCCUCCUUUAAUCCCCACGCUGGUGACUCUUAGGACAGCUCUUCCUCUGGCUGCUUUUCUCACAGAGGCACAACUCGUUGCCAGGAAACGCAUGACAGCGGUUUGCCCUGUGCUUGGUCUCGUGGGGGGGGGG
Pungitius pungitius (ninespine stickleback) is the source of this 3015-nucleotide messenger RNA. Its product is annotated as serine/threonine-protein kinase 38-like. Gene Ontology annotation, molecular function: ATP binding; protein serine/threonine kinase activity. The transcript is spliced from 14 exons. The coding region runs from base 387 to 1847 and encodes 486 amino acids. NCBI's taxonomy places the organism in Eukaryota, Metazoa, Chordata, Actinopteri, Perciformes, Gasterosteidae. Gene Ontology annotation, biological process: peptidyl-serine phosphorylation; intracellular signal transduction. The record is from RefSeq and is a predicted model, not a curated record.